AAGAGAAAACAUUUUGUUUCAUUCUCACGCGUUGCCAACUCAUACCGCCGGCGUCAACUCUCGCCGGAAUUCUUUCCCCUCCGGCGAGAUUACCGAUGCCGUGUCCCUUCUCUUCCAUUACUUCUCUAUACUUGUCAAUGGAGAACAGGUUCAUUCAUUUCCUAAUACAUGCGCAAGUAUCAUUUCUCUUUUGAGUUCUUCUCUCUUUUUUAAACUAUCAAUCUCUUCAAAGCAUGAAUGUUUUGAGAAUCGUUGAAAAAUUCUUAUGAAUUAUGAUAUGAUUGUUAGUUAGCCUUUGAUUAUGCAUCCAUUUUGCUGCGUUUCAACCGUAAACCAGCAGAAUUCCGUGAAUAUGAUGGAUUCUCCGUUGACUACGUUAUCUAGCGGCGGAACUGGCUCCAGAUCUAAUUCUAUAAGAAAUGAUAGUAAUAAUAAUAAUCUAGUUCUUGGUGGUGAAUAUAAUCGGACUAGUCAGAGGAUGGUGGUGGUGCCGUCUUCAACUUCCACCGCGGAGCAACAGCUCAGCUUGUGGCCGUCGGGGAAACGAGAAGUGAUGCAGUUGGUUUCAGGCGAUCAGCGGGAGCUGAAGAUCAACGAUAUAGUUGGGAAUGGGAUUUCUGGUAUUGUACAUAAGUGGGUGAACUAUGGCAAAGGUUGGCGUCCGAGAUGGUUUGUGUUGCAAGAUGGUGUUCUAUCGUAUUAUAAGAUCCAUGGACCUGAUAAGAUUGUGGUCAGUUCAGAGACGGAAAAGGGAUCGAAAAUCAUUGGAGAAGAGUCGCUGCGAAUCAUCUCCCGUCAUAAGAAUGGAGGUUCUCAGCUUCGACGAAAUCCAAUUGGUGAAAUUCAUCUUAAGGUCUCCUCAAUUCGUGAAAGUAGAGCAGAUGAAAAGAGAUUCUCAAUUUUCACUGGCACCAAAAGGCUUCAUUUGAGAGCUGAAACACGUGAAGAUCGGGUGGCAUGGAUAGAUGCAUUGCAUGCGGUAAAGGAUAUGUUCCCCAGGAUGUCCAACAGUGAAUUAAUGGCUUCUAUGGACAAUAUCUUUGUAUCAACAGAAACGCUUCGACAACGCUUGUUAGAUGAAGGAGUGAAUGAGGCAGCUAUCCUCGAUAGUGAGCAGAUCAUGAAAACAGAGUUCACUCAUUUACAAAACCAGCUUAUGAUUAUCAAACAGAAGCACUUGCUCCUUAUUGACACACUGCGGCAAUUAGAGACAGAAAAGGUUGACCUAGAGAAUACGGUGGUGGAUGAAAGCCAGAGAAACUUGAAAGAGUCCGAGUCUUCAUCCAGGUUAAGGCAAGAAAAAUCGAGUGAAGGAAGCGGAAGUGAAUCUGAAGAUGACAAUGAAAGAGUUGAUGCCGCAGAGGAGGAAACAGAAGAUGAGGAUAAUGCUUUCUUUGAUACUAAAGAUUUUCUCUCAUCAUGUUCUUUUAAAAGUAGUGGUUCCGAUUUUUCUGAAGAAGGCCUUCAUAAUCUUGAAUCUGAAGAUGAUCUUGACCCUUUCAUUAGAUCUGUGGGAAAGAACUUCUCCCAUGUCAAGCGCCGCAGCAAAUUGCCUGAGCCGAAAGAAAAAGAAAAGGGAAUAAGCCUCUGGUCAAUGAUCAAAGAUAACAUCGGAAAGGACCUCACAAAAGUCUGCCUUCCUGUCUACUUUAAUGAGCCCCUGUCAUCACUUCAAAAAUGUUUUGAAGAUUUGGAAUAUUCUUACCUCAUUGACCGUGCCAAUGAAUGGGGUAAAAGGGGGAACAAUCUUAUGAGGAUUCUUAAUGUAGCUGCAUUUGCAGUAUCUGGAUAUGCUUCUACUGAGGAAAGACACUGCAAACCAUUUAAUCCAUUACUUGGAGAGACAUACGAGGCGAACUACCCAGAUAAAGGACUAAGGUUUUUUUCUGAGAAGGUCAGUCAUCAUCCAAUGGUUGUUGCAUGCCAUUGUGAGGGUACUGGAUGGAAGUUUUGGGGUGAUAGUGACUUGAAAAGCAAAUUUUGGGGUCGCUCAAUUCAACUUGACCCUGUUGGUAUUUUGACCUUGGAAUUUGAUGAUGGAGAAAAUUUUCGAUGGAGUAAGGUGACCACAUCGAUCUACAACCUUAUAUUGGGCAAGUUGUACUGUGAUCACUAUGGCACAAUGCGUAUACAGGGAAAUGGAAACUAUUCUUGCAAGCUUAAAUUCAAGGAACAGUCAAUCAUAGACAGAAAUCCUCACCAGGUGCAUGGAGUUGUUCAGGAUAAAAAUGGAAAAACAGUGGCAAAUCUAUUUGGAAAGUGGGAUGAGAGCAUGUAUUACAUAAUUGGGGAUUGCUCUGUCAAAGGGAAAGGCCUAGAAUCUUUGUCAGAAGCCCGUCUGCUAUGGAAACGGAGCCAGCCUCCCAAAUUCCCUACGAGAUAUAAUUUCACUCGCUUUGCCAUGACCUUAAAUGAACUAACUCCAGGCCUCAAGGAGAAGCUGCCACCAACUGAUUCGAGGCUGAGACCAGAUCAGAGGUGCUUGGAAAAUGGGGAAUAUGAUAUGGCUUACUCAGAGAAGUUGAGACUGGAGCAGAGGCAGCGACAGGCUCGGAAGAUGCAGGAAAGUGGAUGGAAGCCAGGGUGGUUCAGUAAGGAGAAAGGUUGCGAUACUUAUCGAUACGUUGGUGGCUAUUGGGAGGCUAGGCAAAAGAGGGCUUGGGAUUCAUGUCCUGAUAUCUUUGGCCAAAUCUCUGCAGACCAUAAUAAUAAUAAUAAUACAUCAAACUGAAUUAUACAAUUGAAUAACUCAUCCCAAAUUCCUUUGGGAAAAUAUUAUGGCAGUUUUCGAUCAAGGAUGAUGAUGACGACGAUGAUGAAGAACACAAUGCCGGGGCUAGUUCCAACUUCUCACCAAGAAAACAAAAGGUUAGAAGUAAAAACCAGCUCGCUCGCAGUUAUAGAUGUUUGGUUUGAAUCGUUAUAUUAAUCGGUAGUGGUUGUAUUAUUCCUAUUUUUUUUAUCGAGAAAUUAUUAUUAUUAUUACAAUCAAAAUCUUGUGCUUUUAUUCUACUUUGUUGUUAUUUUAGGAUGUUGGUAGUGAAUAAAGAUUGAAGAAAGGCACCAAUCAAUCUUGACUGUUUGAGUGGUUCAUUAUUUUUCUUCUUUA
Molecule: messenger RNA, 3109 nt
Organism: Impatiens glandulifera
Lineage: Eukaryota; Viridiplantae; Streptophyta; Magnoliopsida; Ericales; Balsaminaceae
Product: oxysterol-binding protein-related protein 1C-like
Exons: 10
Coding region: 302-2731 (809 amino acids)
Cellular component (GO): membrane; cytosol; intracellular membrane-bounded organelle
Molecular function (GO): sterol binding
Source: RefSeq, a predicted model, not a curated record